UAACUUGUUUCUUGCUGCUGUUUUUUAAUAACAACCUAAAACAAGAAAACAUAUUGGAGCCAGCGAUUUGGAAUAGGACCAGGGGUUGUAAAUGAGAGCUGACACUGUUUCCAGUGUUCCUGAGGUAGACACUUCUCUGAUUCUCCUUUCCUCGCAGGAAACAGCCAAAGGAACCGGAGGCGGUUGAGGACGAAAUUCUGCAAACCCUGCCCUGCACCUGGGCUGUCCCGGCAUCACUGAGAAGGAGGGGGAAGGUGGGACUUCACUCCUCCAGCGACCUCUGCAUCUGUUGACAGUCCUGCGUUAGUGGCAGCUGAAGAGCCGCUCUGUCCUGGAUUUCUCUGCUCAUCGUCUGGCUCGGAGGCUCCAUCUCUCAAAAAUCUGUGAAGUCUGAACAAGCAGCCUUCCCAAGAUGUACCGCCUCUCUCAGCUGAUGUCAACACCGGUGGCAAGUCAAUGUUCCUCCGGGUCUGAGAGAGGAUCUGCUGGAGAGCUGUCUCCCACGUGCAUUUUCCCAAGCUUUGCCUGUGAUUUCUUGGCUGGUGACAGUUCCUUUGACUGCUGCUCCCUAGAUCCCCUGACAGGCUCCUACUUCCCCUGUCGCCGAAGUCCCAGGCUCCUCACCAAUGGCUACUACAUUUGGACAGAGGACAGUUUCCUCUGCGACAGAGAUGGCAACAUCACGCUGAGCCCGUCCCAGACCAGUGUGAUGUACAAGGAGAACUCAGUUAGAGUAUUUAGAAAGAAAAAGAGAGCCCACCGCUCCUUCUCCUCUCUCCUCCGCCUCGGGGCCCCUAAAUCCUGGCUGCGGGGAAGCAUCUUCGGGGAUGCCAGCUCGUCCCCGGGCGAGGCCGUCUGGCUGGAGGGAGCCGGCAGGCUGGACGCGCACCCUUGCAGCGACGGUGGCGGUGACUUUGACUGUGCGCUGACAGAUGACUGGGCGUCGGAGCGGCCGGAUGCACAGUCCCUGGCAGCCUCCUCCUCCGGCCACGGCACGCCUGAGCCUCCCAGGAAAGACCCCCUCCGAGGGGCCCUGCAGCCCCGGGGGACGGCAGCUGAGCAUCUCCGAGGGGGCAUUUUGGACCAUUCAAAAACCAGUUUGUUGAGAGAGAUCUCCUUUCAAACCGUUCUGCUUGCUGCGUGCUUGGCCAUGUCUGCAUGUGCCAGAUGGCUCCUGGGAGGACUGCUAGCCGGCGUCUUCACGUGUUCCUUGACCGUCAUGAUUGCUUAUGUUGCCAAGUCCCUGCUAGCAGCUCAGCCUCGCCAGCUACUUCUGAGCCGGCCCCGGCGCUCGGUUUGCCAAAAUUUGACAACCAUUCAGGAGUGCCUGUGAUGAAUGUCUUCAAGCUGAAUAUCCGGAAAUGGUUCCAUUUGCAGUCUGCUUGGAAUCAACUGCUUUACUGGAAGGGAGUGAGCGACUGGAUACUCGAGAUACAUUGGGUUAUGUGUGUGUGUGUGUGUGUGUGUGUGUGUGUGUGUGUUUUUAAAAAAAGACCAGUUUAGGCCUCGUAAAAUUGUACCGUGUUUGUGAAAACAAUAUUAAUUCAUCUUUCCGCCGCACACACUGGCAGCGGAAAAGGGAAGCACGGGGAAUGUGGUAGAGGACAUGCCAGCCGGGUGAAUAUUGUCCGGUUAUUCCCUGAGGCCGUGGCGCUCACACUUUAAUUAGCAACAGGGGAUUCUACCAGGAGCUUGUAACAAUGCAGAUUCCUGGGCCUGACCACACCGGCCUGUCCUCUGCUCAGCUGCUUUUUAGUUGAAUAAUGAAAGCGAGUUUAUAGAACCAACACCAACAUGAAUUGACACCAAACUGUAAUUAAGUGCAGUUUAUACUUAAAAUCUCACAUGGAAAAUGUCACUAUUUUUCCAAAAGGAGUGGCUCGGCUUUGGGGGUGACUGUGGAUGAUGGUUGAUGGAAAAGGGACAGGACAGAGACAUUUUUUUUGAAAGGUAGACUCUUAAUUUAAUUUUUAUUUUUAAUGGAAUUUAUUGGGGUGACACAGGUUGAUAAAAUUGUGUAAGUAUUAGGGGUGCAAUUCUACAAUACAUCAUCUGUAUAUAACACUGUGUGUUCACCACCCCAAGGUCAAGUUGGAAGGUAUAUACUUAUUUUGAACUAUUUUCUUUCCCAAGGUUCACCCUUCUUGGGGUUCCUGAGAACCUUUCACUAAAAUUGCUCUUACAAUAAAAA
This is a messenger RNA of Pipistrellus kuhlii (Kuhl's pipistrelle), 2191 nucleotides long. It is a transcript of the gene TMEM71, whose product is annotated as transmembrane protein 71. The transcript has 11 exons. The record is from RefSeq and is a predicted model, not a curated record. Lineage: Eukaryota; Metazoa; Chordata; Mammalia; Chiroptera; Vespertilionidae. Bases 413 to 1333 code for a protein of 306 amino acids.